This is a messenger RNA of Branchiostoma floridae (Florida lancelet), 2496 nucleotides long. Its product is annotated as cleavage and polyadenylation specificity factor subunit 6-like. The record is from RefSeq and is a predicted model, not a curated record. Gene Ontology annotation, biological process: mRNA alternative polyadenylation. Gene Ontology annotation, molecular function: mRNA binding. Gene Ontology annotation, cellular component: mRNA cleavage and polyadenylation specificity factor complex. NCBI's taxonomy places the organism in Eukaryota, Metazoa, Chordata, Leptocardii, Amphioxiformes, Branchiostomatidae. The transcript has 19 exons. The coding region runs from base 67 to 1983 and encodes 638 amino acids.
ACCACGUGUUGUGCGUGAUCUCCCAUGAUGCACCAGGUGAUCGCUGAUCGGUAGACAGACGGGAAGAUGGCGGACGGAGUGGAUAUAGAUCUGUACGCCGACGACUUGGAGCAGGAAUUCACACAGGAGGGUGAGUUUGGCGAUGCAGACUUGUACAAUGAUGUCAUCACGGGAAACGCAGGUCCUGAUGGCGAGGGUGGGGAGGUAAGAAAGUACAUGGAGGGGCCCACCACCCCCACGGAGCACAAGACUAGCUCUGUUCCCUCCCACAGUGCCUACCAGGGCAGGCGAUGGUCGGUGUAUAUCGGAAACCUCACCUGGUGGACGACUGAUGCAGACCUGUCUGAAGCCAUCCUGUCAGUGGGAGUAAAAGACCUGCUGGAGAUCAAGUUCUAUGAGAACAGAGCAAACGGACAGUCCAAAGGGUUCUGUGUUUGCCACUUUGGUUCUGAACAGUCUCCCAGAAUGCUGAUGGACAAACUACCCAGGAAGGACCUUCAUGGACAGAACCCAGUCGUACGUCCCUGUAACCGACAGAGUCUCAACGAGUUCGAAAUGCAGUCCAGGAAAACGACUGGUGCGUCUGACAACCGUGGCCCCCCAGGCUUCCAGCAGCGAGGAGGGAUGCCGCCCAACCGCGGUCCGCCUCCACCAGGGAUGGGGAGAGGACGUGGGCGUGGCCGUUUCCCUAACGACAAGGGACCACACCCACAUCCUGACCGCUUCCCUGGGCCACCCGGACCCGGAGGACCCCCACCCUUCCCACCAGGACCACCUGGUCCCCCCAGAGGACCCCCUGGACCCCCACCAGGCCCAGGAGGACCCCCUCCUCCCCCUGGCAUGGGAGGACCCCCUAACAGAGGACCACCCCCUCCCAGGAUGGAGUAUCGAGACAGACCAUGGGGACCACCUAAUGAGCACAUUGAGCGACCACGCCAUUUCAUGCCUGACCACGGACGUCGUAUGGAAGCACCGUGGAGAGGGCCAGAGCCCGGCCCCCCUCGUGGUCCACCCCCUGGCAUGCAGCUGCCGCCCCCUCCUGGCCCGGGGGGUCCGAUGCCAGGACCACCGCGUGGACCCUCACCUGGUCCGCACCAGGGGCCGCCCCAUGGCCAGGGGCCGCCGCACCACGGGCCUCCACACGGACACGGGCACGGGCCACAUCAUGGGCCACCUCCCCCGCAGGAUAACAGAGGAUAUGGACCUCCGCCAUCACAAGGACCACCCGGACCCCCUCCUCCAGCCCUACCCCCUCGCCCAGGACCCCCUCCUCCUCCCCAACAUGGCCCCCCUACAAGUCUGGGCCCCCCUCCAGCCGGCCCACCCCCCACAGGACACAACCCCCCUCCUGCACCCCACGUCAACCCUGCCUUCUUCCCACCACCACAAGGACAGCCGGACCCUAGACAGCCCCCACCGGUCUCUGCAGCCAGUGAUCCCUACGCCCGACCCCCUCCCCCAGAGCACUACCCACCGGCGACCAGGGAACCCUACCAGCGGCCCCCAGAGAGACAUGACUCAGCCCCUCCUGCGCCAGCACUGAGCGAGGCAGAGUUUGAGGAGAUCAUGAACCGGAACCGUGCCGUGUCCAGCAGUGCGAUCUCGCGUGCCGUGGCUGAUGCUAGCGCCGGUGAGUAUGGCAGUGCCAUCGAGACCCUGGUCACAGCCAUCUCCCUCAUCAAGCAGUCCAAGGUGUCAUCAGACGACAGGUGCAAGGUUUUGAUCAGUUCUCUCCAGGAUUGUCUGCAUGGCAUUGAGGCGAAGUCAUAUGGUUCUGGCUCCAGGAAGCGGGAUAGACACUCCCGCGAGCGAGACAGCAGCCCGAGCCGCCGGUCCUCCAAGAGCCGCAAGAGAGACCGCGAGCGCGACCGGUCCCGUAGCCGUGAGAGGGACUACCGAGAGUACCGUGAGCGCAGCAGCAGGGAGAGAGACCAUUACCGCGAGCACCGCGACAGAGACCGUGAACGGGAUCGCCGCCGCUAGGAGGCAGCAUCCAACAACUGGACGUCUUGUAGUAGUCAGGAAUGUCAGCAUAGGUCUACUGACGUGUACUGUUCACUCUAAUGACUUAAGUCAACCCAUAGAUGUUGUGACUGUAAGUAUAACGUGUAACGUGUGGAGACAAGACAGAACGAAGAGGCAACAUGAAGCAGUGUGGGAUUGGAGACGCAGGCGGCAGAGAACAAGGGAAAAGGACUGAAAGACAGAGGGAUCGUCUUAACCAGAAACGUCACUGUAGGAAGGUGACAAGGUUCACCAGUCGUCUAUACCGAAGUAUACAAUUAUGAGGGAAAAAUUGAGUACUUGUCGUUCACGUGUUGUAAAAGUAUGUAAGAGUAGUACUAGUAAUGUCAUGAUCAGUAAAACGGAAAGUCUUUUUUUAAUUCUGGAUGCUUUUGUAGUGUAUAACCGAUGUUGAAUUUUCGACAUUUAAUCAACUUUUAGAUUUACUGUUCAUUUCGGGAUGACAGGAUGAUAUUAAAGGCCUAAAUGUGA